Molecule: messenger RNA, 3514 nt
Organism: Haplochromis burtoni (Burton's mouthbrooder)
Lineage: Eukaryota; Metazoa; Chordata; Actinopteri; Cichliformes; Cichlidae
Product: cyclin-dependent kinase 17
Exons: 16
Coding region: 1096-2634 (512 amino acids)
Biological process (GO): protein phosphorylation; exocytosis; neuron projection development
Cellular component (GO): cytoplasm; synaptic vesicle; nucleus
Molecular function (GO): ATP binding; protein kinase activity
Source: RefSeq, a predicted model, not a curated record
GGAGCACGAGAAAGAGGUGGUGAACAAGAUGGAGUGCAAGAAAGAGGCCGAUCAGGCAGAAAAUGUCAUCGGCUCGUGAAUAGAAAAAGAGGAUGACUGUACUGAUAUUCAACACCAUCUCUGGACCCAGACAGUGAUAGCAAGAAAUCGGGAGGGAGAGAUAAAGACAGAUGGAGGGGGGAGAGAGAUGGAGAUUUCUAUCAUGUGAGAGGGAGGGGAGUAAUAGCAAGGUGAAGGGAGGGAGCAGGAGCACUGACAACACUGAUAGCGGCGCCAGAGGCAAGGAGGGACUAAACGGGAGAGGGAGUGGAAAGAAGGAGAGCAGCACAACAGCCUGAAUAGAGUGCUGUGUUGAAUAACAGUUGAAGGAGGACAAAGAGAAGAGAUCUGCCACAGACGCAGAAAAACAUCAGCAAAAAGAAGAAAAAUGAACGCAAAUGAAGAAGUCACAAAGGACAGAAGCAAAGGGAAGGUCUGGCUGUGUUUUCCUUGCUAGGAGCUGCAAGUUAAGUGCGUUGUGAGUCCUUGCACACAGUCCUUGUUUGCGGGCUUGUGUCCGGACGAAGGCAGAUGAUGACAGAACACCUGUUAUUCUGAGAUGGCAGAUUGUAACAGUUUCUAGCUUGCACGUGUUGGACCGUCUCUGCAGCAUUUUGCAUACCUGCACAGUGUUUGACCUUCCUUAGUCAGCACGCGGAGAGCGACUGCAGAGAGGAAAAAGAAAGGAGAGGGAGGAGAGAAGGAACGUCUGCUAAGAAAAACACACAGGAAGAGGGAGAGUGUGUUAAAGUGGAGUAGCAGCCGAGGGAGUUGUUGGAUUUUGAUUAGUGUGCCUGUGCAGUCUGCACAAUUCCUAUAAUGUCAGACCUGUUCUUUACUGCAUGGGGCUCUUCUGGCAGUACAGAGGUAGCCUAAGGAUUGGGUUUUUCCCAGGAAGCUUGGAUCCUUAAUCAGCUGCUGCUACUCAAACCUGGGUGCCACCUACACGGUUUGAUUGGGCUCCAGGACUUAACUGAAGUGGAUUUUUUUAAUGAAAUGUUUAUUUGCAUUAUUAAAUGCACCUUCAAAUGUUAGUGCUUUAAACCCACUGAAGCAAUGGAUAUGGCAGACAAUCUGCAAGGAUGCUCUGCCCGUGUUCCCAGAGUCGGAGACCUUAAAACGGGGGAGGUUAGAACGGGAGAGGGGGUAAGAAUGGUGGAGAGAGACACCCCACUGAGGCUGUCACCUUUCCGUAUGCUUCGAGUGCUCGACUCAUGCCGGCCUCCAGGAAACCGCAUUGGCAUUGUCCAUGAAAAUGUGAAGAUGGGUUCAGAUGGGGAGAGUGACCAAGCAUCCGGGACGUCCUCUGAUGAGGUUCAGAGUCCAGUGAGGGUCCGUAUGAGGAACAAUCACCAUCGGCGCAUCUCUAAUGAGGACAUAAACAAACGUUUGUCUCUCCCAGCUGAUAUCAGGCUACCAGAGGGCUACUUGGAGAAGUUUGCCAUGAACAGCCCGCCCUUUGACAAACCCAUGAGCCGCAGGCUACGGCGCGCAUCAUUGUCUGAGAUCGGCUUUGGGAAACUUGAAACCUACAUCAAACUGGACAAACUAGGAGAGGGGACCUAUGCGACAGUAUUUAAGGGGCGAAGUAAGUUAACAGAUAACUUGGUCGCCCUGAAAGAGAUCCGCCUAGAGCACGAGGAGGGCGCACCCUGCACCGCUAUCCGAGAAGUGUCUCUACUGAAAGACUUGAAGCACGCCAAUAUUGUCACUCUCCAUGACAUUAUCCACACUGACAAGUGCCUAACACUCGUGUUUGAGUAUCUGGAAAAAGACCUGAAGCAAUAUAUGGACGACUGUGGGAGCAUCAUGAGCGUUCACAACGUUAAGAUCUUCUUAUUUCAGCUUUUAAGAGGUCUGGCGUACUGCCACAGGAGGAAGGUCCUCCAUAGAGACCUGAAACCCCAGAACCUGCUCAUCAAUGAAAAAGGAGAGCUCAAACUGGCAGACUUUGGUUUGGCUCGAGCUAAGUCGGUCCCUACGAAGACCUACUCAAAUGAAGUUGUGACAUUAUGGUACCGACCACCAGAUGUGCUGCUGGGCUCCACUGAGUACUCUACACCCAUUGACAUGUGGGGUGUGGGCUGCAUCUUCUAUGAAAUGAUCACAGGCAGACCUCUCUUCCCUGGAUCAACUGUGGAGGAUGAGCUUCAUCUCAUAUUCCGCAUCCUUGGUACUCCCACAGAAGAGACUUGGCCUGGUAUCACCACCAGUGAAGAGUUUAAGACAUACAAUUUUCCCCGCUACCACGCAGAGCCCCUUGUGAACCACGCACCCAGGAUAGACAAUGAAGGUCAUGACUUGCUCUCAAAACUCUUACAGUUUGAAGCAAAGAAGCGGAUAUUGGCUGAGGAUGCUCUCAAACACUCUUAUUUCAAAUGUCUUGGAGAACAGGUUCAGACUCUGGCUGACACUGCAUCCAUCUUCUCUGUAAAAGGGAUUCAACUCCAGAAAGAUCCCGGAAAGAGAUCCUCAGUCUACCCAGAGUCAUCGAUGGCCAAUAAGCUAGGCUCCGCACCCUCGCAGUACUUCCAGAGAGAGGCAGCCAAUCCCAGGGCUCAGAGUCACAAUCUCUCCUCUACUUCCACUGGCUGAGUGGCCCUACUGUUCUGCCCAAGGGAAGAGCAGGAGGCAGAGUGUGCUGUUUUAGUGCCGGCGAUGAGAUCAGGAGGACAGUGACACGUGGAGCUUGUCUGUCAGACAUACAUCCACUGACCCUGCCGCCUACACACUGAAGGAGUGACACACACGCACCCUGCCACAUAAAUACAUACUGACAGGAAAAAAAAGACACACACAGACACACACACACACUGCAAAAUGACAACAAACCCACACAAAACUAAGGCUGAAGAUUUCAUUCUUAAAAAUAAAGACUCAGCUCAAACCCAAACAUAAAAAAGAGAAAAAAAAAUGUGUGUGAUGCUGGAAGAAAAGUCGGAGAGUAUAUGAAUCUCCUUGCUGCUGCUACUACUGCUGCCCAGUAUGGGGCAGUGUUCAGGAUGUGAGCUGGUUUUAAAACAGACCUUGCUGUUUGAGGACGAAGGAGUCUCGAACGGACUUGAAUGAAAAGAAAGAGAAAGCUGGAACCCCGACUUUCUCUUUCAUGGUUUUUUCUUUCAGACUAUUGCUGUAUAUAAAGAGACUGAGCUGUAGAACUAGAAGCUUUUUCAUGCCGCACCUCAGCCUGAAUCCAAACUCUAAAUAUUGCACCUCAACUCUAAACCCUCGCCUGAUCUCUCAGCCCUUUAUUACAUAACCCUUAAAUGCAACCAGUCUCUGCUUUUCUGUCAUUGUCCGUCUUUCUCUUUUCUCUUAAAAACACACUCACAUGCUGAUGCUCACUUGAAAGUGUGUAGAUCUUUGGAGUUUACAGAGGUAGAUUUUUGCACCUUAUUGUUCAUUAGCGGUCCGGGUGGCUGUCAUUAUGAUACCUCAUCAAGUACACACCAGUGAUAUUGAAAUGAAGAAGACC